This is a messenger RNA of Elaeis guineensis (African oil palm), 2349 nucleotides long. RefSeq names its product pentatricopeptide repeat-containing protein At4g02820, mitochondrial. The record is from RefSeq and is a predicted model, not a curated record. Lineage: Eukaryota; Viridiplantae; Streptophyta; Magnoliopsida; Arecales; Arecaceae. Gene Ontology annotation, molecular function: protein binding. Gene Ontology annotation, cellular component: mitochondrion.
UUUUCUUCUCUCUCUCUUUGAACCCUUCCGAGCCCUCGCGGACGCCCACCUCCUCCCCGCUCUCCUCGCCGCCACCUCCCACCUCCGCCGUCGUCUUCCUCCCCACCAUCACCGGCGUCGGCCUUCCCCCUCCAAUCUCCCUCAGGUGCUUUCCUUCCGCAGAUCUGCGAAAAAGAGAGACGCCGACCCCUUCCUUGCUCUCCUCGCCGCCACCUCCCACCGGUCUCCGCCGUCGCCUUCCUCCCUAUCGUCACCGGCGUUGGCCUUCCCCUAUGCUGCCAGUGCGCUGGUUGCGCCACUUGUUCCCCGCAUCUAGGCGUGUGUUCUCGACGAUCGGAGUCUCGUCGCCGUUGCCGACCGACGACUGCCUCACCCUGUCGGUCACCAAGUCAACGACGGUCCAUGGCGGAGGAGGGAGGGACACGCUGGGGCGGAGGCUACUGAGCCUGAUAUACCCAAAGCGGAGCGCGGUGGUCGUGCUCCGUAAGUGGGCGGAGGAGGGGAAAAGCGUCCAGAAGUACCAGCUCAACCGCGUCGUCCGCGAGCUCCGCAAGUACAAGCGCUUUAAGCAUGCCCUCGAAAUAUGUGAAUGGAUGACAACUCAACCAAACAUCAAACUGCUACCGGGAGAUUAUGCUGUUCAUUUGGACUUGAUUGCGAAGGUUCGUGGCUUGGCCAGUGCAGAGAAGUUCUUUGAAGAUCUUCCUGAGAGGAUGAAGGUGCAAUCUACCUGCACAGCUCUUCUCCACACUUACGUGCAGAAUGAGUUGUCUAACAAGGCAGAGUCUCUGAUGGAAGAAAUGUCAACUCAUGGUCUCCUUAGAUGUCCUCUUCCUUAUAAUCAUAUGUUGACUCUCUACAUAUCCAAGGGUGAACUGGAUAAGGUACCAAAAUUGAUAAAGGAGUCGAAAAGAAACACAAAACCAGAUGUGGUCACCUACAAUCUAUGGUUAACUGCUUGUGCCAAGAAAGAUGAUGUGAUGGGUGCAGAAGAGGUCCUCCUUGAGAUGAAAAAGGAGAAGAUAACCACUGAUUGGAUAACAUACAGCAUGUUAGCCAGCAUCUACAUUAAAGCUGCCUGUAGUGAGAAAGCUAAGAAAGCAUUGGCCGAAAUGGAGAAAAGGGCUUCCAGAAAAGAACGGGCUGCAUAUUGCUCCCUUAUUAGUCUGCAUGCUAGUCUAUUGGAUAAUGAAAAUGUAUAUAGAACAUGGAAUAAAAUGAAAUCAACAUUCAGAAAAAUGAGUGAUGUCGAGUACAAGUGCAUCCUUUCAUCUCUUACAAAGUUGGGUGACAUUGAAGAAGCAGAGAGCAUCUACAGUGAAUGGGAGAUAGUGUCAGGCACGCGGGAUUCAAGGGUUCCAAACAUACUCCUUGGAUAUUACAUCAAGAAUGAUAUGACGGACAAGGCUGAGAAUUUUUAUGAGCAUAUGCUACAAAGAGGAGUCAAGCCUAGCUACACUACAUGGGAACUACUUGCUUGGGGUUAUUUGAGUAAGAAGAGAGUAGACAAGGUUUUAGAUUGCCUGAAGAAAGCCUUCUCAAGCUUGGAGAAAUGGGAGCCUAAUGUUGGAAUUGUAAGAGCCGUGUUUACCAAGCUUGAGGAGAUGGGUGAUGUUGAGGGGGCAGAGCAGUUCUUGGUUAUGCUUCGGGAUGUUGGGUAUGUGACAACUGAAAUAUAUAAUUCAUUGCUUCAGACUUAUGCAAAAGCUGGUAAGAUGCCACUGAUAGUUGCUGAGCGCAUGAAGAAGGAUAAUGUUCAGAUGGAUGAAGGGACUCACCAUCUCCUGAGGUUGACAAGCAAAUUUUGUAUUGGUGGAGUUUCAGCACUAAUUUCUUGAGAAGAGUGAGCUUCCUCAACUUUUUCUUGGAAACAGUGUUGUGACUGCUUUCACCAAGGAAACGAAUGUAAUUUUGUCACUAUCGGGCAAUGAUAGUUUUAAACUGCACUCUACUGGCCAUAUUAGCAUUCUUGCUGAAUUCGUCCUACCUGGCAUACGGAAUGCCUAUCACCAUGUUGUUCUGGUGCUACCAUGAAAGUCGAAGUUGACUGAGCAAAUUUUUCCAAAGCUCACCGAUGGUAAGUGGUGUUGAAGAGAUCACAGAUUAUCUGUGCCAAGCCAUACACCAUAUGCUAGCUGCCACUCUCCUAAAUCAUGGCUGUUUGUAGGCUUUUGCUUCAAUUUAUUUUUCAUUCAUACAGAAGCAGUCUAUAAGAUGCAAUUAAUUGCUUUACGACUUUUAACUCACCUUUGGUUGCAGUUAUCUAAGAUGAAUGUGUAAUAGUUUUAUAGUAAAAGGUCUCUCUUUUUGCAUUUCAAUGAAAUAUGCCUGAUUCUGGGUCAUAUUGAU